Messenger RNA from Dermacentor albipictus, 4750 nucleotides. RefSeq lists its product as uncharacterized. NCBI's taxonomy places the organism in Eukaryota, Metazoa, Arthropoda, Arachnida, Ixodida, Ixodidae. The record is from RefSeq and is a predicted model, not a curated record. Gene Ontology annotation, molecular function: nucleic acid binding.
CCACGACUACGUACAUACAUAAAGAUUUUGCAACUUUUUUUCAGCGUUUGCGAGAAACCUAAAGGUGCAUCCACCAGCGGCACAUUCCGUGUACAGUUCUUUUUCUGGCGUAUAUUUGCACCAGCUCACAUGCUUGAUGAGGGCCACGCCAGAACAAGAAUGAAUGAAUGUGUGGUUUUUCUUGGCAGAAGGGCCAGGUAUGGCCAAAGAGCGCCAUGCAAUUGUUAUUGAUUUCGCAGUGGAGUGAUGUGUUCUAUGGAGUUGAUAUGACGUGGCUGUAAAGGGGCCUAAAAUAUAGUCGCUGUAAAGUGCGUAAAAUAUAUGUGCAAUAAAAUUAUGGCGAUGACAAAUGACAUGUACUAUGAGCAUUGAGGUGCAUUUCAAAAUAAUGGUACGAUAUUAAAAAUUGUAUGAGUUUCUAAAAUUAACUUGAGCACCAUGGCCAGGUUAGAGCCUUUGCGACACAAGGGCCUGGAUGCAUGUGCUAUAUAAAACAACUAUCAAAGACGCGCCACAGGUUGAAAAGGACAACGUGGCAGAUGAAAAUGUUAGAGGGCCAUUGCAGGCUUGACAGCAAGAAAACUUCACGUGGACUCGUGUGAGCCGAAGUUGACGAUGGACGCAAACUUUGCGUGAAACAGCGCAGACGCUGCAAUAAAGAAGCUGGAUCAGCAACAGGCAGCGAGGGAGGACCGGCGACGAGAUCAUAAUCACGAACAAGAGCAAACAUUUGACGGAGAUAUGCGCGUCUAGGCCACCUUACUAGCGACAAGGGGAUCAAUGAGGUAGGCAAAGCCAAACGAUGUACUCCUGGUGACUUCCUCAUAAAACGCCAGAAUUUUUGGGCCACAUUACGCAAACCAAAAGGUAUACUCAAACCCCCAACAGAAAAAAGCGGGGUAUUGACAGCAGUUUUUGGCACGUAAGGUAGUUCAACAUUCGAAUAUAUGGUGGUCCCAGCUACAAAGGCACUGCAAUCCUGAAUCUCGGGUAGAGGGUAGCGGUUAGGAACACUGGUCGCCUUAGCCGCCAAUCGUUAUUUCUUUCAGGUCCCAUGCAUUGGAAUGCCGAAGACCAGGAACUUCAAGACGGAGUAAUCGCAUUUAGUUGCAACAUAUGCCCAUGCUCUUGGCCAUCAACAUGGAGCUUCUCAGCGGAAAAUCCAGAACGCUGCUGCUCCAUGGCAGGUCUUGCUGAAUGCCCGGGUCACCAGUACCCGCGGGAGACUAAACACAAUUAACAAGGCUCAGAAGAACCACGACUCAAGCGAAAAAACACAAACGACAGGACCGGCGCCGGUCCUGUCGUUAGUGUUCUUCUUCUUAGUCCCGGACUUUUGCGCCUUGCCUUUACUAAUUCAAGCAUGAACCAACUAAUCCAAGCAAGAGUUCUACUUGUACAAUUAACAAGAGCGCGACUUUAUUUCAGCGGGUUGCCUGAGACCCAACGGCGGGUCCACCCGCCGUCCAUUGUCCUUCGUCUUCUUUCUCAAAUUUAUAUUAGCAUCAGCUAAUGUGGUUGGCCAGGGCUACGCAGAAGCAUAAUAACAACACGCCAAACUCUUUUUUAGCUUAUGACAUUAGUUAAACGUUAGGAUUAAAAAGCAAGAAACCUAAUAGGGGAGGGGGCGAUACUGCAAGUGGCCACCCAGUUAACUUGGCCAUUUUGUUUGUUGAAAAGUGCUGAUUGGUUGGGAGCUUCUGUCUCCUGACGCAUACCCCAGCCCGGCCAUCUCAAUCUUUAGCAGUAGAGGUUAUGGACAUGUCUAUUAGAUGGACACUUGCCGAUAUGCCAGCCCCCCCCCCCCCCCCCCCCCUUCAGUAUCAACGCCAAUCAGGCACGGAAAAUUACAGGAUAGCGCAACGAUAUCAACGGUUAGAUGAAAGCUUGGCGCUAACUUGAAAGUUUUUGUGAUUUAACGUUAACCAUACACAGCAAGGCAGCAGAACUCAGCAGCUGCAAAGCGGACAAAUACAUAAACGGCUCCUUUCAGAAGAACAAAGUAUAAUUAGGCACUCGUUCUCUUGCGAGAGAAUGGCCAAGCCCUUAUCAAGUACAAGCGAUCUUUGUAUAUUAGCACGAUUCAACUGCGCGAUUUUGAAGAGCCACAUUGUGCGUUUCACCUUGCAGGUCACGGUGUGCGGUGUCUUGGGACUGGAUAGACGUUGCCCUCACGAGCAACGAUUUGCAGCUGUCACUGCGUCUAGUGGUCUAGCCAAGUGGCCGUCACGAGUCAUUCACUCCCUACGUGCAGCACUUCAUAUUACUGCAGCUACUUUCACCAGCUAGCAUAUGUAGAAAUUAUAAAACUGAAGAAAUAUAAAUGUUAUGAGGUAUACACAUUGCGGAAGUUAUCAGGGCAUACGGAAGGGCUUGCUGCUUGGCCACUAUAGUUUUCAAGCAGUUCCACAGUUACAGUCCACCGUAGUGCGGUGCACAUCAUAACAGUUUUAACAUUUUCUCUGAAAAAUCGAUCAAGUGGAAAGUUCGUAUCUGGAAUUAUAUUUAAGUAUGCACAUUUAUCUCUAGCCGAUCACCAUUUUUUUUCUGUGCUUUCUACAAAACUGAAACAUUGCGCCAUCGUGUUAUAGCUAACAAACUCAAUGACUGUUGCACUUUCGAAGAAUGUCAUCUACAAUGGGCGAAAUUUAUGGAAAAAUUAUUUUGAAUUUCAGUAACACAUUAUGCAGCACCACUGCAUUCCGCCGCGUGGAAUCAGAGACGCACAUCUAGGCCGUUUAUGAAAACAAUAGCGCUACAAACAAAACCAUUUCUAUAGAACAUAUUGACAUCAAGCAAGGUGAAUUUCUAGUGGUCACACAGAUUGUCUUCGGGAGUGCCGUGAUGUUUUGUCAGUUGGUGGAUAUGUGCGCCAAAGUACAUCCACAGCAUGUCAAUCCGUUUGACAUGCGAUGACACAGAAAUGUGUUGCUCCGUAGUUGCAUUCGCCCAGUGUUUGAACUGUAUUGAAUCUAGGCUUAUUUCUUUACCUACAUUGUACGUUCAACAAUGACUGACUUGAUAUUUAUGCUACGAACUGAAUCUGUGUAUUGUAUCGGAAAUGGUGUUUUCUGCCAACGUGUGUCUUUUUCUUUAUGCAGGUAGUGUUAACGCCACGCGUAAGUACGCCGAAUUGCUUUCGUGGUAUACCAUACUGGUUCGUUGUGGAACAUAUGCAAUACUGUCGUGCUAUCAAUAAUUUUGUAAGUUCUAGAAACAUGGAUGGAUAAGGAGCGUGACAAUCAAACGAGUCUCAAGAAAAGAAAUACAACGCAAGGACUCAUACACGAAGAAACCAAAUCAGUGACCAACCCACUGUCAGGAAGCACAACGCUCGAAGAUAUUUCAACAUGACGAGAAAUCAUACGAGCCACGCCUGCGGCAAGACGCCGAUAUCCAUUGGAACUUCCACGAUGUCAUCAUCGGCAGUGGUACCAAUAUCAACGCCACCAAGUUCCCCUCUACCCUCAAACGCGACCAUGACAACCACAGCUCCACUGUUCAAGACCAAACCAAUGGUGCUGUGCCAGCUGGUGUCUCCGAGCUACUUCAGGACGGGGACUCUGCGUAACGCGGUCGAGGCACAAGAGGUGCCGAGUUCAACGCUGUGUGACUACAUACUUCUGGACCUGCCACUAGCAGCUAACGGCAGCUUCGAAUUCGAAUCAUACAGAUUCCUCACCCAUGCACGCACAAGGCACCGCCUCCUCUUCCACGUCGACAUCGACCUGAACGGCGUUGGAGGGGGAUUAGUAUUGGUGAGCUCUAGCCAGUUCGUGGACAGCGUGCGAAAUUUACAGAACUCGCUGAGCUCCAGCAAGCUCCAUGGGCUGGGCGUGCUCAAAGGUUAUCCAACCUUGCUCAGCCAGUUGGGACGCCGCAGCGCAAUACCUUACCUGGGGGCGAUCUACGAAGAAUUUUCCAAGAUAUUGCGGGGCACAGGUGUGGAACAGGACAAAAUAAAGAACUUCCUUGCGUUCAAUCCAGGCCUCAUCACACAGUAUAUAUAUAGGGAGCAGCUUCAGGAGCUCAACGGGAUCACGCACCUGAACUUUGCAAUUAUCCUGACCAUAACGAAUGAAAGGGUAAACGAAGUUUACCCAUCUUCAGCUUGGGACAAUCGCUGCCUCCCUCAGACCAACGAAUCAACAAUGGUUGAUGUUGUGAGUACCAUAACAAGUAUCCGGCGCCCGAUGUACGAAUUCGCCCUGGCAUUCAGCUUGCGUCUCGACCAUUUCGCUGGUGUCUCUCUCGCAAAGGUGCAAGGAGACCCCCUGCAGAAAGUUCCAUGCCGAUUCCACAAUGCCACCUGGUUUUCCGAUGUGUGCGAAAGCCAGCUGUUCGGACGGGGGCCCAGCGGUGCCUCGAUAUACUACAUCGGUGGGUCUGGCUGCGCUUUCGCCGAGGGCAAUGAUACAGCCGAUACAGUGGUAUCCUUCGAAACGCCUCGCACAAUAAGGCACAAAAUGGUGGAGACAUACCGCAAGAUAGGCUACGACCUGACCGAUCAAUACGUGAUCAACUGGGUAGUAUACAACAUGACGUAUGGUCUGGCUCCAGACGUCUGCAACGGCGCACAUAAUCGAAUCUUAGAGAUCCGCAAUGUAAUUGACGAGAACAAGUGAUACCUGCGUCAAUAUAUGACCAACUCACCUGCUCACUUGCAUAAAAUCCAGUUCUCCACUACAUAUCGGAAAUCAUGCGAAAUAUCGCGCCUUCCCUCUCUAGGAAUAAAGAAUUUUAUCUUGUA